Messenger RNA from Amphimedon queenslandica, 1187 nucleotides. RefSeq lists its product as uncharacterized. NCBI's taxonomy places the organism in Eukaryota, Metazoa, Porifera, Demospongiae, Haplosclerida, Niphatidae. Bases 59 to 1042 code for a protein of 327 amino acids. The record is from RefSeq and is a predicted model, not a curated record. The transcript has 9 exons.
GACUUGCAGUUUUCGAGUCAGGGAGCACAGUCUUUUUCUUGAAAUUAAUAGUCAUCGUAUGACUGCCGUGGACGAAGGUGAUGAUGGUGGUCAACAAGAAACGAGUGCUUGCCAAGGUGAUGAUCAACUAAGGGAAACUGAAAAUUGUGAUGGACAAGUGAUACCAACUGUUAAUGUAUUACCAGAGCCAGUACAACCUAAUGUGGGAGUAAGAGAAUCAAAAUAUGAGGCCCUGACUUCAGAAAAAUUCGAAACAAAAGUGGAACAAAAUGAAAAGCCUAAAUUCUCAGUGAAAGAGCUUUACAAAAAUUUUGAAAUUCAAGAAAAUGAAUCAUUUCUGAAACCGACAUCUACCAGUCCUAGUACAAAUAGACGGUUUUCAUUGCAGUUGGAUAAUGUUAACAUAUCUCCUCGACAUGAACCAAACAAGUCUCCAAGUAAACCUCCACAGCUUCCAUCAAAACCACGUCAUCUUCGACCACUACAGAAUGAGGUAGAAAGAAGACCCAGGUCAGCAGCAUUCUCAAUGCGUGAUAAGGAUGAGCUACAUUGCAAGCUAAGUGAACAAUUUUGCCAAAAAAAUCACAGCAGUCUUCCAAGUCAAGAGAGCACAUCACAUCAUGAGGAAUCUACAAAAGAAAACAUUGCACAUGAAGAUUCACCAGAAAAAUAUGACGUGGCGGUAACCACUCAAGCUGAUGAAAUAACUGUAUGUGAAGUAACACCAGAAGAUGAUGAAGGUGAUUGUAUUCAAAUGUGUGAAGCCCCAAAUGAAAACACACCAUGUGAAGAUACACCAGAUGAGGAUCCAAAGGAAAAUGAUGCAAAUGAGACAGUUGGUUCUUUUAAUGGGCUGCAGAACCAACCGAUUCAAAUUACUGAUAAGUAUGCUGCUGAGGCGAGCAUUAAUGCAGUCGAGAAGAAGUUUGGCCACCUAAUUGCUGAAGCAUUUAGAAUCGCUCUAAAAUAUAUCAAGAAACCUGGCCAAUGGUUUGUCAAAGUGAUUAAGAAGAAAAAUCACAAAUCAACAAAAUCUAAUUAAACUAACUAGGUCUAACUAUUGUAAUCUUUUUGCCAAUUUCAUUCUAUAAUAUAAAAAAUUAGCAAUUGAUCUGUAGUCGGCAGUAGACUGUAAUUUUUUUGUAUUAUUUUGGCUCAGUUUUCGCAUAAAUUGGAUAACAUAGUAA